AUGGUCAUCAUCAUGGUCACCAUCAUCAUCAUCGUCACCAUCAUCAUCAUCGUCAUCACCCCCAUCAUCAUCAUCAGACGGGCUAUCGACGACAUGGUCAAUGCUGUCCAUCCUACGUCGACGGUCAUGCAUGGAUCGCGGACAAACGCAGACGGAUCGUACAAGUAUGUCCGCUAUCAGCGAUCAGAGUCGCGGGUGUACGAGAUCUUGGAGGAGGUCUGCUCAGAGUCGUUCAAGGGCGCUGAUGCGGUGGCCACAAACGACGACGGAUCGUUGGACUAUGUCAAUGUCGGUGCUGGUGGCUCCUUCUCCAAUGUUCAGAUGGGCGUGUUUGAGAAGGACGGUCCGCUUCAUGCCUGCCAUCGCAUCGUCGAGGCCUACGAGGACGAGCUCUUUGACUACAUCCAUGACUCGUACGAUACUGUCCUUGACAUCCCGCUCAUGCUCUGUGAUGAGUGGGCUCAGGUGUGCAACGACUUCCCACUCCCGUCCGCCGGAUCUGCUUCGGAGACGGCUCCUGCGCCAGCCGAUCACACCGAUCUGUAG
Thecamonas trahens ATCC 50062 is the source of this 546-nucleotide messenger RNA. RefSeq names its product transmembrane protein 4. The record is from RefSeq and is a predicted model, not a curated record. The transcript has 2 exons. The coding region runs from base 1 to 546 and encodes 181 amino acids. NCBI's taxonomy places the organism in Eukaryota, Apusomonadida, Apusomonadidae.